GCAUCCACCCUAUCCAACGAUAUAUCGGUCAUUAAGCUAUCCGUACCUAUCGAGCUCAAUGAAUAUAUUCAACCCGCUCAGCUGCCUAUCAAACAGGAGUCGUACAAUGCUUACGACGGCGAGCAGGCGAUCGCUUCCGGCUGGGGCAAGAUCAGUGAUAGUAGGUGGUGUCAAUGGUGUCAACAGUUAAUAUGCUGGUACGGAGGUAUUUUGACUAGUAACGUAAUGUGUAUCAAGACCACUGGCGGCACUUCCACCUGUAACGGUGAUUCCGGUGGUCCUUUAGUCCUGGCGGAUAGCAGCAACACCUUGAUAGGUGCUACUUCGUUCGGCAUUGUUGUUGGCUGGCCAGGUGUGUUUGUGCGAAUCGCAUCUUAUUUAGAUUGGUUCGAGAAUAACAUUGGCGUGGUUAGUCAUGGUUAUUAA
Molecule: messenger RNA, 426 nt
Organism: Drosophila arizonae
Lineage: Eukaryota; Metazoa; Arthropoda; Insecta; Diptera; Drosophilidae
Product: serine protease 1-like
Source: RefSeq, a predicted model, not a curated record